This is a messenger RNA of Bufo bufo (common toad), 5504 nucleotides long. It is a transcript of the gene AP1G2, whose product is annotated as adaptor related protein complex 1 subunit gamma 2. Gene Ontology annotation, cellular component: AP-1 adaptor complex; membrane coat; Golgi apparatus. Gene Ontology annotation, molecular function: clathrin-cargo adaptor activity. The coding region runs from base 133 to 2490 and encodes 785 amino acids. The record is from RefSeq and is a predicted model, not a curated record. Gene Ontology annotation, biological process: Golgi to vacuole transport; intracellular protein transport; receptor-mediated endocytosis. Lineage: Eukaryota; Metazoa; Chordata; Amphibia; Anura; Bufonidae. The transcript is spliced from 22 exons.
GAAGUAAGGAGACGGCACAAAGUGACCCAGGUGAGAAGCAGGAAGGUAAGCUACACCGACACAGAGAAACAGGUGCACUGAAACAGGAAGGCUGACGAAAGACAGUGUUUGAUUUCAGGUCUUAAAGUAAGGAUGGGCCCUCCUCUGAGGCUGCAUGAGCUCAUUCGAGCCAUCCGGAGUGUUAAGACACAGAAUGAAGAGAGAGAGGUGAUCCAGAGGGAGUGCGCUGAAAUUCGAUCUUCAUUUCGGGAUGAGGAUUCAGUGUACCGUGGGCGAAGUGUGGCCAAACUCUUGUACAUGCACAUGCUGGGCUAUCCCGCACACUUCGGACAGAUGGAGUGCUUGAAAUUGAUAGCCUCCCCACGGUUUACUGACAAACGAAUUGGAUACCUUGGUGCUAUGAUGUUGCUAGAUGAAAGGCAGGACGCUCAUUUAUUGAUAACCAACAGUAUGAAGAGAGAUUUAGAGCACAGCUCAGCAGUGGUGCAAGGACUGGCUCUCUGUACUCUUGCCUGCUUAGGAUCUGUAGAGAUGUGUCGGGACCUGGCUGGAGAAGUUGAACGUCUUCUACAAACUUCAAAUGGCCAUGUCAAGAAAAAGGCUGUUUUGUGUGCUGUACACAUUAUCAGGAAGGUCCCUGAUUUAGUGGAAAUGUUCAUCCCAACCAGUGAGAUGUUGCUCGCGGAAAAAAGGCAUGGUGUGUUCUAUGGAGCUGUCCUCUUGGCAACAGAAAUUUGCCAGCGACAACCUGCAUCCAUUAAAGGUUUUCGCAAGAUACUUCCACUACUCCUGCAAAAACUCAGGCAGAUCAUGUCAGGAUAUUCCCCAGAACACGUAGUGUCUGGAGUCACUGACCCCUUUUUACAGGUCCGUAUUCUACGGCUGUUGAGAAUCUUAGGACAAAGUGAUGGGAGUGUCUGUGAUACUAUGAGUGACCUGCUGGCCCAGAUUUCCACCUGUACAGAAACACAGACAAAUGCUGGUAAUGCAGUUUUGUAUGAAACUGUGCUCACCAUUGUGGAAACCAAGUCUGCAAGUGGCCUACGGGUUCUUGCUGUUAACAUCCUUGGACGUUUUCUUCUAAGUAAUGAUAAAAACAUCAGAUUUGUUGCCCUAAUAUCGCUCCAACGCUUGGUGCAUUCUGACCAUGCAGCGGUCCAGAGACAUAGAGGGACAAUCGUUGAGUGUCUUAGACAGACUGACACAUCUGUAAACAGGAAGGCUCUGGACUUGUGUUUUGCACUUGUGAAUGAAGCAAACAUUCGUGUGAUGAUGAAGGAACUUCAGAGGUUUUUGCAGUUCUGCUCACCAGAGUUGAAGGAACAGUGCACAUCAGGAAUAUUCCUUUGUGCAGAGAGGUUUUCUCCUUCCAAGCGCUGGCACAUAGAUACCAUAAUGGAAACACUGGUCACUGCAGGGGAGAGUGUUCGUGAUGAUGCGGUUUCACACCUUAUUCAGCUGAUCAGUGGGUCCUCAGAACUGCACGGCUACAUCGUUCAAAGACUCUACAAAGCAGUGAGAAAGGAUAUUGUACAGCAACCAUUAGUUCAGGUGGCAGCAUGGUGCAUCGGGGAGUACGGGGACCUCCUAAUAAUUGGAGCCUGUGAAGAAGAGGAAGCAAUACAGGUGACAGAGGAUGAUGUUCUUGAUGUACUGGAAGGCAUUCUACAGUCACACAUAUCCCUGCCAAGUACACGGGCGUACACCCUAACCGCAAUUAUGAAACUUAGCACACGCUUCAACAACACCAUAAACCGUAUCCGUCGAGUGGUAUCUAUAUAUGGAUGCUGUCAUGAUGUGGAGUUACAGCAGAGAGCAGUAGAAUACAAUGCACUAUUCAAGAAGUAUGAUCACAUGAGGCCAGCUAUUCUGGAGAAGAUGCCAGUGCCAGAAAAAUCUACUUUAGCAGAAACUGAAGCCUGCAUUGAAGAAAUCAAAGAAGAAAGUGAGAACCAACCAAAAAGUAUCCCCUCCUCAAGCCAGCCAGUUAGUUAUGUUACAGACCUCUUGGGAUUGUUGGAAGAGAGUUCGGAUAGCUUACCAGUGACCUCAGAGGUAUCUUCCAUAAAUCAGAAUUUACCCAAUGGGAGCUUGUUAGAUCUUUUAGAUGAAAUGCCAAAAUCAGCAGCUCUACCGUCACUUGUUGUCUAUAAUAAUAAUGGAUUUCAAGUGGAAUUCUCCUUCACGCGUCAACCAUCGAGCCCUGCCCUACUAGUCAUCAAUUCUUGUGCCACAAAUUCCUCAUCUAGUGAUGUCUCUGACUUUCAACUACAAGCUGCUGUGCCCAAGAGUAUUCAGAUUCAACUUCAGGCUCCUAGUGGAUCUUCAGUUCCAGCUUCCGGUGGAGGAUCAGUCACACAGUCUAUUCGUAUUCUGAACCCUCAAAAGGUUCCUUUACGUAUGCGGCUACGCUUGUCUUUUACACAUAAUGGAAAUCUAGUCCAGGAUAUAAGUGAAGUGAACAACUUUCCUACACUAGCAUGGCAGUGAUAUGAUCAGGUUUGCAAUGGCACCUGGAUGAAGUGGCAGAGACAUUAAUAUUUUCCUGAAUGAUGGAAAAGAAAAGAAACAGAUUAAUGUGUUACAUUCCACAAGAUUUGUAAUAACUGGAGUCCAAAGAAAGUGGCUAUUUGAGUGCAAUGCUUACAUGAUACACGUACACAGCUAUAGCAUGCAACAUGCACAUGAAAUAUCACCAAGUCUGAACCCAAACAAUUAAAGAGUGAAGAAUAUCUGAAAGACAUUGUAAUAAAAUAGCUUUAUAGACCAAACAUGCUAUUUUUCUCCUCUAGGUGGCAUUGUUCUACCUUGACUUUUUUUUUUAACCUUGCUUCCCACUAUUCCAUUCUAACACUGUGCCAAUCCUUCUGUACACUGCACUAAGGCACUCAAAACCUGUAUCAUAGCUUCAGUAUGUAGACAGAAAUCCCAGUUGGGCAACAUAAAAAUACAGAAAUGGUUAACCCUUUCAUUCGCCGUCUACAGAUUUGCCAAUUCCCUUUAGGCUGUUUGUGUUAAUUAGGAUUUGCGAGUAUAAUGAAUUCUCCAGCUAAUUAAUGCUGUGUUGUGAUGAUGAGGGGUUGCCUGAAAUAGUGUGUAAGGAGGGAGCAGCCAACGGUGAUGGGGGGGUUCAUGUGAGUGGCACUGAGCCAGCCUGUACCUGCCCCCUUCAAGAUGACAGACUGCAAGAGACAACAGGGAGAGAGAGCGCAGUGACGAAGAAGGGAGAGUGCGCAGAGUAGCAGAUGCAUCCGCCAUCGAAAAAUCAGCAUCUCCUCUACCCUCCCACCAAUAUCCAAUCGUAUAUAUUUCACCCCCACCAACUCACCCACUUCUGAUCCCUGAGGUGUGAGCUGGCAGCUGUGGGCACUGACCAUCUGUGUGCGUGUUCAUGCAUUUGCAUCUGUUUGUCUGUGCCCUGUGUGCGCAUAUCUGGGCAGCGAGCUUGGCAGAGAGGAAGAGUGUGUGGGGCAGAGAGAUACACAGAUGGGGAGUAAGUCAGCGUGAGAUAUACAUAGAAAGAGAUGGGCAGAAAGAGGCAGAUAGCGAGGGUUGGCAGAGCUACAGACGCUGGCGAAGAAGCUGGCACAAACGCGGCCCCCUCAGAGGUGGCACCUGGUACUUAUCAUUGUGCCGUAAACAGUAUGCAUGUAACCGAGUGUAAAAGAGCGAGCGAGCAUGGAAGCGAAACAGGACAUGGUACAAGAGAAGAGGAUGGCACGCCAAUUCCUUAGACUGAUCUCACGAAUGUUAAUUGCUCAUACUCCCGGAUUGCUUGACAUUGGUACAUAGGAGUUGAGUGACAUGCAUAGGUGCAUACGUCUAGUCAUGCCAUAUCACAUCCUAGCACUUCAGCAACAAUGGCUAAGCCAAAAGAAAUUCUACCAUGUCCAAGAAGACCAUCAAGAGCUAUUGAACAAUGGCCAUAAUGGAAAUGACGGCGGAAGGAUACCAGAGGCCUCCAGAUAACGGUGAGACAGAAAUGACUCUAAAAUAACAAUGUAUCAUUAUAACCACACACUGGGAGGGAAACGCUUGAUAUAUUCUGAUUCUAUACCCAUGUGGUUUGAAGGACAGACAACAUCUUGUUGUCGGUUUAUUGUAGACAUAAUGAUUUACAAAACACACAAACACCAUAUCGACAUUUUAAGUUUAGAUUUUUAUAUUUUUUUUAACCAUUUAUACAUCACUCUGAGGAAAUCCUCAAACUCUUUGCAUGCGACAAUCCGUGUUAAGUGAGCAGCCGGUCACUAGAUAGGCUAAAUGAUACAGAACGACCAUUGGGCUAUGUCCUACACUGAACUGGCAUGAUAUGCUCUUUGAAGGUCAGAUUUACGGCUUUGGUGCUAGUUAGUCUGUUUGGUUAGUAUAACAAACCUGGUCAUGUUACAUUAGAUGACUUUUAGGAUCUACAAAAGGCAAUAAGCAUGACCAAGGCCCAAUCUGUGCCACCCUUUGUUUAUCCUGUAGUGUUAGAACCUUAAUAUUUAACAGUAACAGUUUGAUUUAGAAAAAUAAAAAACUGAAGAAAACAAUACAAGGAUGACAAAGAGUAGACAGGAUGGAUAUUAAAUCAAUGGAUGCUUUUGACAGCUUUUCAGAUGAAAGAAUCAGAUACAGGUUCAAGAGCAGAGAAGAGACUAUCAAUGAUUUGUAGAGAUGGACUCUACGCAUGUGCCAUUAAUGUGAAGUAUUGUUAUAAUUUAUUUGAUGGAUCAGCAUAUUAAAGUUUGUCAGAUACGCUAGGCAAGUAUAUAUUUCGGAGACCAUCAUAAUUAACCACAAAUUUUCAAUGCAUGCACAGAGCAAGUGAAACGAGAAUUAGCCAUCAUUUUCACUUGAUGGGGUCUCCACUAAAUUUUAAGAAAAUGUAAAAGAAUAACAAGAACAGCUUGGUGUAUAAGCUAUUAUUCCGUCAAAAUAUUCCAUAAUGUGGCAGUGUGUAGCAAACAGCAUUUGCUCAAUAAUACAAAAGCCAAACAUCAGUCACUUCAAGGAAACCAUUGGAAAUCAAAUACUUUCACCAUUUUAUGUGGGUUUUAAACUUUAAUAUGUUCACAUAUUAGUCUAUCAUAAUAAAUUGUAAUAACAUUGAUGAACUGCUAAGGUAUUAGCAUUUGAAGGCUUGAUUUUAAAAUUUUAUGUAUGCUUUUACCUUAAGAAAUAGGGACUUGAGAAAUACACUGAAAAAUAUGCAAGCCAGAGCUGCUAAAAAGGUUCAUAUUCCAUGAGCAGUCUACUGCAGGCUUGGCGCAUUGUCGGAGAUCCUCUUGUGUCCUGUGCUUUGUUUGGGUUGAUAGCAACCUUGUGAUUAUGGGAUGACGUAACUUGCUUUUCAGCAUACAUAACAUGGGUGUAAAUGAGGAAAUUCUGUAUCUUCGAAGACUACAUGUUGUCAAUGGAUUUCUUUAGUUAUUGGUGGAUGUCACUACUGGCCUUUGCUUAUAGACCACUGAGGACAACUAACACUAGUCAACACUAGUCAAGUAUAACUAAAGAAGUAU